AUGUUUCCUGAGAGGGACGCUUCAAAGGGAUAUCCAGGUGUUGAUAAGCAGGGUGAGAAAGGUGCCCCAGGACAAAAGGGGAUUAAAGGAGAAAAAGGAAAGCCAGGAGGUUUAAGUGAAGUCGGAACACUUAACUCAACUGUUAUACCUGGACCCAAAGGGCCAAAAGGAGAAAAGGGCAACACUGGUAGCCCUGGACAAAAAGGAGCACCCGGAUCUGAUGCUGGCGACGGUCUCCAAGGAGAGGUUGGACCCAAAGGAGAACCCGGUCAAAGGGGUGAACAGGGAGAUGAUGGUGAGAAAGGUGACAGGGGAGUUAAUGGACCUAAGGGAGAGACAGGCUCACAGGGUGACCAGGGCUCUCCUGGUGAUAUAGGACCAACUGGACCACCUGGACCACAGGGAGACCCAGGGGAAAAAGGCCAAACGGGUGAAACAGGUCCAGAGGGAGUUGGACCACCAGGUCCUGAUGGAGCUAAAGGGGCCCAAGGCCCUCCCGGCUUACCUGGCCUUAAAGGAUUCAAAGGAGCAACUGGAAAUCCAGGCCGUGCUGGUGACCCAGGCCCCCCUGGACCAGAAGGCUCCACUGGAGAUGUUGGCCCUAUUGGGCCCCCAGGAAAAACUGGAAAUCCAGGUGAGGCCGGAAUGAAAGGCCCACCAGGUCAACAGGGACCCAUUGGACCACCUGGCCCACCAGGAAAGAAAGGGAGCCGUGGAGUCUCUGUUCAAGGUCCCCCUGGUAUAGACGGAAGUCCUGGAUUGCGCGGAGAGGCUGGUCAAAAGGGUGAAAAUGGAUUCCCUGGACCACCAGGGGAGAGCACAAAUGGACCACCAGGCCCUAAAGGUGACCAAGGACAAAGUGGCCCACCGGGAGAUGCUGGACCUAAGGGAACCCAAGGAGAAAACGGUGAAGAGUGCGGUGAUUGUCCACCACCCCCUAGAGGACCCUCAGGGGACCCUGGCUCUGUUGGUGAUCCUGGUGAAGAUGGAGCUGUUGGACCGCCUGGUGCGACUGGGCCGGAAGGUGAUCCUGGUGCUCCAGGAAGUGAUGGAUCAAAUGGAGAUCCUGGAGACCCGGGUAUCCAGGGCGAGCCUGGAGAUAUAGGCCCUCCAGGCCCUAAAGGUGAAAACGGACAAGUCUUCCGCGUUGUAGGUGCUAAAGGUGAGAAAGGUGAACUAGGUCCUGAGGGAUUUCCAGGAGAGCAAGGUGCUGACGGAAAACAAGGAGAUCCCGGGGAUUAUGGCCCUCCUGGACAAAGAGGCCCCCCAGGAAACAAGGGUGAACCAGGCAAUGAUGGAGAGAAUGGAAUCCCUGGGCCAAAAGGUGAUAAAGGUGACAAUGGCAUGAAAGGAGAACCUGGGCAAGUUAUAGUAGGACCCCCUGGGAUAGAUGGAGUGGACGGAAAGAAAGGAGAACAAGGCCAGCCUGGUACUGAUGGAGCAAAAGGAGAAAAAGGUGAUUCUUGCGCAUUUGCAGGACAACUUAAAAAUAUGACAAAGGGCAACAAGGGAGAACCUGGAGACCGUGGGGAAAAUGGUCAGCAGGGAGAACCUGGACCCAGAGGCAUGAAGGGCAGUAAUGGAACAGCAGGAAAUCCAGGGGAGAAGGGUGACAGAGGCGAGGGGAGCCGUGGCCCCCCUGGACCUCCUGGUCAACAAGGAGAGACUGGAGGAGAUGGACCUAAAGGUGACAAAGGAAAAGCAGGCGACACAGGUGUGACAGGCCCUCCAGGCCCUCAAGGCUCUGAUGGCUCCAAAGGUGAAAAAGGCCCGGUUGGAGCAGUUGGUCAACCUGGAAUACCUGGAACUCCUGGAAAAAAUGGUCCCCCAGGGGACCCUGGCGACAAAGGCGACCGUGGCCAACAAGGUUUACCUGGUGCACCGGGCACGAAAGGAAGUACUGGCCCGAUUGGCCGGCCAGGUGAUACAGGCCAGCGAGGUCCACCAGGGUUACCAGGAGAUGUGGGAAUGAAGGGUAGAGCUGUUAUUGGCCCUCAAGGGCCACCUGGCAAGACUGGUCCCCAAGGUCAGCCUGGGCAGAAGGGUGAGCCCGGCGCACCUGGCAGAGAUGGAGAUCCUGGAAGAGAUGGCGAUGUGGGAAGUCCUGGCGAGAAAGGAGCAACAGGUCCACAAGGUCCACCCGGUGUAGAGGGUCCAGAAGGCAGUAAAGGAGAAGUUGGUGAGCCAGGUGAUAUUGGUGAACCUGGACUUCCGGGUAUCCCUGGGCGCCGCGGUGAGAAAGGUUCUCAGGGUGAUGAUGGACCUGCUGGACAGCCAGGCCCCAAGGGCGAGCCAGGUGUUGAAGGUGAAGUUGGCCCACCAGGCAGACAGGGCUUCCCAGGAAUUAAGGGUGACCGUGGUAUGACAGGUGAAACUGGCCCACCAGGAAAAUCAAAUGCCACAGUCAUACCAGGACCUAAAGGAGACAAAGGCAAUCCAGGUCCUGCUGGCCCACCGGGAAUUAAUGGUGUGGAUGGAAAUCCAGGAGCAGCAGGAGAAGUUGGUCUCCCUGGGGAACCUGGUCCCAGGGGGGAGCCUGGAACUCCCGGUGUACAAGGUCCACCUGGUGAAGAAGGAGAGAAAGGUAGCAAAGGGACACCUGGAAUACAGGGGCCAGAGGGACCUGAAGGUUUCAAGGGCCAGAAAGGUAUUCAGGGGCCUCCUGGAGAACAGGGGCUUCGUGGUGAUCCAGGAGAACGUGGAAAAGAAGGGAUCAAGGGUGAUGCUGGAAAUCCUGGGAUUGGCGUGCCUGGUGAACGUGGGGAUGCUGGUGAACCUGGAAGAGAAGGAGAACCAGGAAAAGAUGGAGAAAAGGGAGAAAAAGGAGCAGCUGGAGAACCGGGACCUCCAGGACCCUUCGGGCCACCAGGAGAUGCAGGUGCCCAAGGGGAUAAAGGAGACAAGGGAACAACAGGUGAAACCACAGUUGUCGAAGGGCAAAAGGGUGAACCUGGUGUGAACGGCACCAAUGGUCUGGAUGGGGUUGAUGGAGAAAAGGGCCAGAGAGGUCCCCCCGGACCUUCGGGAGAUGUUGGACCUGCAGGAGCCAAAGGUGAGCAAGGAGAUCCUGGCGAAGCUGGUAGCAUUGGCUUCCCUGGUGAGAUGGGUCCUCCCGGAGUCCCUGGGGCUCCGGGAGAGAAAGGAGACAAUGGUUCAGCUGGCCAGCCUGGAGUUCCAGGGGAUCCAGGUGUUGAAGGCUUUCCAGGCGACCCAGGUGAACAGGGUGAUGUUGGACCUCCUGGUGAAACUGGAGCUGACGGAGAACCGGGAUUGAGAGGACAACAGGGAGCUCCAGGGCCUGAGGGAAGUCCUGGUUCGCCUGGAUCAGAUGGCCAGCCUGGAGAAAAAGGUGAACCUGGUCCUCUGGGUGAGGAAGGGGUUAAGGGAGACCCAGGGUCAGUUGGACCAAGUGGAUCACCCGGGCCUAAAGGAGAACCUGGCGAGAUAGGGCUACCUGGGGACACUGGCAACCCUGGAGAACAGGGGGAGGAAGGUGCUGCUGGACCUCCCGGACUAAAGGGAGAUGAAGGAUUCCCUGGGGUUCCUGGGCUGCAAGGUGAGCCUGGAGCAAAUGGCCCGCAAGGAGAGAAAGGAGAUCCCGGACUCGGAAUGGGUUCUCCUGGGGAGAAAGGCGAUCCUGGUGAGGACGGUAUUCCAGGAAUUGAAGGCCAGAAGGGUAACAUUGGACCUGUGGGACCUCCCGGACCCGAGGGGCCAAGAGGGGAUCCUGGGGAUAGAGGAAUUGAUGGAGUAGAAGGACCAAAAGGUGACAAGGGCGCAGAUGGAAUUUUAGGUCUGCCUGGACCCCCCGGUGAACCAGGACUUCCAGGUCCUCCGGGAGAGGCCGGUCAACCCGGACCCCCCGGUGAAGCAGAUUUCGGCUUCUAUGUUGUACGACACAGCCAAACGGCGGAACUGCCACAAUGCCCGGACGAUACGGUGUCACUUUGGGAAGGGUACAGCUUGCUUUACGUCCAGGGUAACGAACGCGCACAUGGGCAAGACCUCGGCCAACCAGGCUCUUGUCUGCCAAAAUUCAGCACCAUGCCCUUCCUGUUUUGUAACCUGAACCAAAACUGCAACCUGGCCUCUCGGAAUGACUACACUUUCUGGUUGUCAACCACGGAACCUAUCCCCAUGAUGCCUGUGGCAGAUCAGGACGUGAAGCCCUUUAUUAGUCGCUGCCGGGUGUGUGAGGCACCCGCUAUGGUCAUGGCACUUCACAGUCAAAGCAUGAUUGAGCCAGACUGUCCAGAACAAUGGAAACCUCUGUGGAGAGGUUACAGCUUUCUAAUGCACACAAGCGCUGGUAACGAUGGGGCAGGCCAGCUUCUUUCAUCCCCAGGCUCCUGUUUGGAGGAUUUCCGUACCAGCCCCUUCAUAGAAUGCCACGGUCGCGGCACGUGCCACUAUUAUGGGAGCACGUACAGUUUCUGGCUAACAAUUGUCAAAAAUGAGGACCAGUUCCGAACGCCAACAUCCCAAACUAUAAAAUCAGGAAACCAGCGUGAGCAUGUUAGUCGCUGUACUGUCUGCAUGAAAAACGUCUAUAACAACAAUGGUAACGGAAAUGGUAAUGGAAAUGGAGGAGAUCCCAUCACAGACAUUGGCGAUCUGCCAAACUAAUUUAGCAGUGUCUUAACGUAGUAAGGAUAGUUAUUUAGUCUCAAGAUCGAAGCCUGUUUCUUUAUUUCGUUAAGACUUAGUUGCUGGUUAAAGCCCAUGUACAAUGUUUUGACAUCAAAAAAUGAGUGACUUCCAGUACAUAAAAGAUCAAGUAUAAUUUUUUCCUUCUGAAUUUGUUCACGUUCUGUGUGAGCCACGAUGAUGGAAGAGUGUAAUGCUGCUGUUUAACAACUUUUUUUUUUCUCACUGAACUGCCAAGAGAUUCCAGAAAAGAGCUAUUAAUUGAAUCUACCGGCCAGGCAGUUUUAGUAGAGUAAACAUAUUUUUUUAAGUAAUAGAGAUACAUUUCCGAACAGAUCACUGUUACAAUUUUUUGAAAUACUCAUGUUGGAUUGUAUCAAAUUGUGAUUUCUUGUUCUGACUGACUAACACAGUAUAUAUGCCAAGAUGGAAGGACAAAGAAAUCUGGAACUGCAGAAUCAUCGGGAAAGAAAACAAAAUGAAGAGAAAUUUGUUCAAUUCCCGACGUUGGUUUCAGCUGUUACCUGCAAUCACAAAAACUAUAACUUUUCUUGUUGGGGUCACGUUUGUGCAAGUUGACUGGGCUCUAUUUAUCGUCUUGGAGGGUUGCUAAGUGACAUGUAGCACGCUAGUAUUGAACCUCUUGAAUUGCUCGCACAGCUUAAAAAGAUCAAGACUCAAAAGACUCGGAUAGUCUUCAGGUUCCUUAAAUGAGGAUUCUUUUAACCUGACUACUUCAUCCCAUUACUUUUAGUGAUAAAAGGAAAGCCUCUUCCUUUUCUGCUAAACAGCUGAGUGAUAUCAAAAAAAAA
Messenger RNA from Orbicella faveolata, 5459 nucleotides. RefSeq lists its product as uncharacterized. Lineage: Eukaryota; Metazoa; Cnidaria; Anthozoa; Scleractinia; Merulinidae. The record is from RefSeq and is a predicted model, not a curated record. Gene Ontology annotation, cellular component: collagen trimer; extracellular matrix. Gene Ontology annotation, molecular function: extracellular matrix structural constituent.